Molecule: messenger RNA, 1393 nt
Organism: Zingiber officinale
Lineage: Eukaryota; Viridiplantae; Streptophyta; Magnoliopsida; Zingiberales; Zingiberaceae
Product: probable carboxylesterase 17
Exons: 2
Coding region: 101-1126 (341 amino acids)
Molecular function (GO): hydrolase activity
Source: RefSeq, a predicted model, not a curated record
GAAAAUGAGACAUAAAAUUUGACACAAAAAUCGUUCAUUGCCAUUCCGUCAGUCCGCGCCGCCGCCGCCGCCGCCGCCGAGUGCCGGAAUCAGACAGUCGAUGGGGGCUUCUCCUUGUGCACAGCUGCGUGACGACGACAUCAACCCACAACACCAACCAGUCACCGGCGACGGCCAUGGCCCUGCCACGGAAGAGGUUCGCGGACUCAUCAGGCUCUACAGGGACGGCCACGUGGAGCGCCUCCCCGCCGUCGCCAGCGUCCCUCCCGCCUCCACUCCCGACCUCGACGUCGUCUGUGAGGAAUUGAUCGUCGCCGGAGGUCUCACCGCCCGCCUCUACCUCCUGCCCAAGCUCCAAGCCCUGCCCCUGCUUGUCUACUUCCACGGCGGCGGCUUCUGCGUCGGCUCCGUCGCCUGGAGAUGCUACCACGAGUUCGCCGCCCGCUUGGCCGCGCGCGCCAACUGCGCUGUGCUGUCCGUCGACUACCGCCUCGCGCCGGAGCAUCCGCUCCCCGCGGCGUACGAGGACGGCCUCGGCGUAUUGCAGUGGGCGACCCAUCGUGCUUCGGGCGAGCUCGCGCGGUGGCGCCACCUCUGCGAUUUCAGCCGCGUGUUCCUCGCCGGCGACAGCGCCGGCGCCGCCAUCGCCUACCACGCGGCACUAAAAUACGAUGCCAGGUCCGAGGCGGCAGCGCCUCUCCGGGGAGCGAUUCUAAUCCAGCCGUUCUUCGGCGGCGCGGCGCGGACAUGGUCGGAGACGAACCAGCCGCAAUCCUCGAAGUCGGCGCUGAGCCUGGCGACGUCGGAUUGCUACUGGCGGAUGGCCCUGCCGGCGGGGGCGGACCGGGACCACCGGUGGUGCAACCCCCUCGCGGCAAAGCUUCCGGCGGCGGAGGCCUCGAGGCUUCCCGCUCUGCUGGUGUGCGACUCGGAGUUGGACAUUCUGAGGGACCGGAGCCGGGAGUUCUGCAAGGCGAUGAGCAGCGCCGGCGUCAGAGUCGAGCAGGUAACGAUGGCCGGAGUCGGGCAUGCCUUCCAAAUCCUCCAUAAUUACCCUUCGUCACAAGCGCGGACCACCGAGAUGUUGACACACAUCAAGGAUUUCAUCAACGACAGAUCAAAGUGAAGAACAGAAGACAUCAAAAUGGUUUCUUGAUUGAUAACUCUUUUUUUUUUUUUUUUUUUAUCUCUAUCUUUUUCUUUUCUAAUUGUUUGUGUAGAUCGAUACGUUUGGCUUCAUUUCGAUUCUGUGGUAUGUUUUUGGCGUCGCAGUCACAAUUCUUGAGCCUCACGCAAUCGGCUGGGUUCAUGUGGUGGGAGAAACAGGGCAUUUGCAUUUCUAAAGAACAAGGCCACUGUCUUGAUUUAACUUGAGGGAUUGAAUUGGCUUGUG